ACUCCAAACUAGUAUUUAUUUUAUUCGUAUCUAUUAGUGAAUUCUUGUAUUGAAUGUAUUAGUUUGUAGGAUUAUAUUAACUAAUAUACUUUUUUUAAAUUUGGUUUCUCACAUCAACCGGCACCCCUUGCAGAAUGCGAAAUUUACCUUUUUCAGCCUCAUCGUCUACUUGUGCCACCAUGGCUUGACCACCUUGUGCAAUAGCCUAAGGAAUAUAGUGGUGGCAAGAAGGAAGACAACUAUAACUUGUGUAUUUGGUAGGCCACUUGCAGAGAAGAUUAGGGAAUAUAAUUUUCUUCAAUUUAAUUGUUUACCACAAAGGAAGAAAAUCUAAAAUGAGCCUCUACAAAUGGGAAUUCACAUGAAAGUGUGUCACCUGCUACUGGAUGUCAUCUUGGAAAGAAUUCUUUGCCAGUAUUAAAACAACACCGGAAAAUGAAAGGAAGAAGAAUUUAAUAAAACAGUUUUGCCAAUGCCACCCUUUUGAAAAAAUUGUCCUUGUGACAUCCGGUGGAACUACAGUACCUUUAGAAAAGAACACAGUACGAUACCUUGACAAUUUCAGUGCUGGUACGAGAGGAUCAGCAUCGACAGAAUACUUUCUCAAAGAAGGAUAUUAUGUCAUUUUCCUCUAUAGGAUAAAAUCAUUGGAACCAUUUAUACGCCACUUUGAUAACAAUUUCCUCGAUGUACUUGACAUAAAAGAGGAUGAUGAGAAGGCAAGGAUAGAAGUUACACCUGAUAAAAUAGAAUAUGUCCUGCCGAUCCUUAAGGCUUACAAAAACGCUAAAGACCGGUACUUGAGAAUCGGGUACAACUCGCUCACAGAGUACCUGUGGCUGCUUAGAGAAGCCUGUGAGGCUCUCAGCAAUUACAAUAAGGCGGCGAUGCUCUAUUUAGCGGCUGCUGUGUCUGACUUUUACAUUCCAGAAGAAAAUAUGCCAACGCACAAAAUUCAAUCUAGCACUGGUGCUCCUACAAUAUCUCUUCAACUUGUACCAAAAAUUUUAGAACCUCUCGUCUUAAAUUGGGUGCCCAAUGCUUACGUCGUCUCUUUCAAACUGGAAACUGAUGAUAAAAUCUUAGUUUCAAAAGCAAGGGGCGCACUGCAAAAAUACAAUCACAAACUUGUAAUUGGAAAUUUACUCCAAACGAGGAAACAUCAUGUUAUAAUAGUAACGGAAGACGCACAGCAUGAUAUUAAAUUGACUGAAGAAGAGAUUAAAAAUCAUGUAGAAAUUGAAAAGAAGAUAAUACAAGAUUUAACAAAACGCCAUGAAGAUUAUAUGAAGGCGUAACAAAAACUACUUUUUAUUUGUUACGGUAGUUUACAUUUAUAGACAAGUCGUUUUAUUAAAAAAAUUAGGAAUAAAGAAGGCUAGAAAGUGGUCAAAGGGUCUUGAUAAAACACAUUCCAUGCCAAGUUCACAAAAGUUUGGAAAAAAAGAUAAGCAGAGUCCUUAAAAAAUUAUUAUUCUUAUAUGUAUAAAUUUUAUACAAAGGAGACUCUAUAACAGAUCCAAACAAGUUUGAUUUUUUAACAACUGUAUACAAUUUUUUGCAUACAAGCACAACAAUUCAAAAGACUAUAAUAAGCAUUUUAAAAUGAUAAAACCAGUAUCAUAAAGCAUGCACUAUGUUUUUCCUGUAAAGAUAUAAGUAAUAUAUAGACUAGCAUCCUGCUUAUAUGCUAUAAGUAAUUUAUUUUUUAGAUAUAAAAGAAUAAAUUGUAUAAUAUAUUUUAUUAAAAUAUA
This is a messenger RNA of Cimex lectularius (bed bug), 1754 nucleotides long. It is a transcript of the gene Ppcs, whose product is annotated as phosphopantothenate--cysteine ligase. Gene Ontology annotation, molecular function: phosphopantothenate--cysteine ligase activity. The transcript has 7 exons. The record is from RefSeq and is a predicted model, not a curated record. Lineage: Eukaryota; Metazoa; Arthropoda; Insecta; Hemiptera; Cimicidae. Bases 387 to 1298 code for a protein of 303 amino acids. Gene Ontology annotation, biological process: coenzyme A biosynthetic process. Gene Ontology annotation, cellular component: cytoplasm; nucleus.